CAGAAUGGGUCACGCUUGGUUUCUACGCACAUUUCUACUUUUAUUCAUAUUACCUGAAGGGUGGUUUAAACCUGUUAUCACUCCUGAUGCCCCUCAUCUGGUGAUACUCAAAGGUGAACAGCUGGACCUCCGCUGUCAUGAUGAUGCAGAGGCAAAAACAGGCAGGGUGCGGUGGCUGCGAGAAAAAGGUCGGCGGAUCGAUGGAGAGCGAGAGGAAGAUCGAGCCAGCGUCAUUCUCCUCGUUUCCACACAGAUGCAGCAUAUGGGUCGUUACACCUGUGAGAACACAGAAACGAGAGCGAAGAGCUCUAUCUACAUCUAUGUGAAAGAUUUGGAAAAUGCAUUUGUGCGCUCCAUGGUGAAUGAUCUUCUGGUGAGGGAAGGAGAGGACGGCACUCUUCCUUGUUUAGUAACAGAUCCAGCUGUCAGUCACCUGUCCUUGCUUACCUGUGCUGGCUCCGCCCUGCCAGGUGGUCUAAACUACACCACACACCCUCAGAGAGGGAUCACAAUCAGAAACGUCUCCAAAGCCUUUGAGGGCUGCUACAUUUGUGCAGGGGAGAUGGAUGGAGCACCUGUGACAUCAAGCCAGUAUAACUUGGAUGUGCGGCUAGUCCCAGCGACAGUGCCAGUGAUCAGCCUAUCCAGAUCAGAAAAUGUGAUUCUGAUCCAGGAUCAGGAGUUUGAGCUCAGCUGUAGUACCAUCAACAUCAAUCAUGAUUUCCACCUGACCUGGAGCAUCCCUUCUGAAGCGAUUGCACUGGAGACCCAUAACGCUCACAUCCUGCCUGGUUCUCGAGGAUAUCAACGCUCAGCAACGCUCUGGAUUAAAUCUGUGAAGAUGAGCGACUCAGGAGUCUUUCGCUGCCAAGCACAGAAUGAGAGGGGCGUCUCACUGGCAACUGUCAAUCUGGAAGUUUAUGAGCAUGGUUUCAUUAACCUCACAGAGGGAGAGGACAGCGUGGUGGAGGUGAGAGAGGGAGAGAGCUUGACUCUGAGUGUGGAGAUGAUGUCAUACCCCAAACCCAACGAUGUCUACUGGACCUACAACAACCAACAGCUCAAAAACACAUCCGAGCAUGUCAUUACACUACACAACCAGCAGUAUAGGUACAUCAGUGAACUGAGGCUGGUUCGAGUUCAUGGGUCAGAGGGUGGGAUCUACACUUUCUCAGCCAAUCACAAAUAUGCAUCAGUCAAUCAGUCAUUCACUGUCCAUGUUAUAUGUAAGCCUGUGAUUGUUUCCCAGGAGGGGCCGGUUGAUGGACAGGUGAGAUGUGUUGCUUCAGGGUAUCCUGUCCCCAAAAUAUCUUGGUUUUACUGCGAGCCACCACAUAAACGGUGCUCCAACCUGUUGAAUGUGACACAGGCAGAUGAGGAGGUUGCAGUUGUAACAGUCUCAGGGUCAGAGUUCGGACGGAGCGAAGUGGAGAGUCGACUAAAUGUCAGCAAAGGGAAAUAUCACACCCUUGAGUGUGUGGCAACAACACAGGGCGAGCAGGCCUACGCUCUCUUUUCCAUCAGUGAGCGAACUGUACCUCAUAAACUCUUCACGCCUCUGUUGUCUGGUGUUGUGUCCACUGCUGUUCUGCUCAGCUUCAUUCUGGUGGUUCUGCUAUAUAAAUACAUGCAGAAACCCAAAUAUGAGAUCCACUGGAAGGUGAUUGACAGUUUUGAUGGCAACAAUUAUACCUACAUAGACCCUACACAGUUGCCAUAUGACCCCAGAUGGGAGUUUCCACGAGAAAGGCUGCGUUUUGGAAAAAUCCUUGGCUCUGGAGCAUUUGGUAAAGUUGUAGCUGCUACAGCAUAUGGAAUCUGCUCAGCAGACACAGUGACCACAGUUGCUGUAAAAAUGCUAAAACCGAGCGCUCACUCGACUGAGAAAGAGGCUCUAAUGUCUGAGCUGAAAGUUCUGAGUUACCUUGGCAAUCAUAUAAACAUUGUCAACUUGCUUGGAGCUUGUACAGUAGGAGGCCCUACUCUGGUGAUCACAGAAUACUGUUGCUAUGGUGACCUGUUGAACUUCCUUAGAAGAAAGAGGGAUGCGUUUUUCAGUUCCAAAACAGGAGAUGGAUAUUACAAAAAUCUGCUCAGCCAAACACAGCCUUCAAUAGAAGGCACUGAUAAUGGUUACAUGCCCAUGAGGUCAUAUCAGAAGAGAUCAAAUCAGACAGAAUGGUGUGAUGAUAAAGAUGAUCUCUCUUUGGAUACUGAAGAUUUACUCAGCUUCUCAUAUCAAGUGGCUAAAGGCAUGGAUUUCCUCACAUCCAAAAAUUGUAUCCACAGAGAUCUUGCUGCAAGGAAUGUUUUACUGACUCAGGGUCGGUUAGCAAAGAUAUGUGACUUUGGUCUGGCUCGUGACAUCACUAAAGAUUCCAGCUAUGUCCUGAGAGGGAAUGCGCGUCUCCCAGUGAAGUGGAUGUCCCCAGAGAGUCUGUUUGCUUGCGUGUACACGUUUGAGAGUGAUGUCUGGUCCUACGGCAUCUUACUGUGGGAGAUCUUCUCUCUUGGUAACACACCAUAUCCUGGAGUUCCAGUUGGAUCUACGUUCUAUAAGAUGAUACAAGAUGGAUACAGAAUGUGCGAGCCUGAGUUUGCCCCAAUUGAAAUUUAUGAGGUAAUGAGAUGGUGUUGGAGUGCUGACCCCCUAAAAAGACCAACCUUUAAGAAACUGGUGGAAAGGACUGAACUACUGCUGUCAGAGACCACCAAACAUGAUUACCUGAAUCUCAGUACUAGCGGCAGUUGUGAGGCGUUUGUUCCUCCAGACCUGCAGAGGGCGCAAAGGCUGAGUUCAGUGGGCAGCUCAACAGCCUCAACUCAACCCCUGCUGCAAGCCACCAAUGAUGUUUUCCUGGAACAUCAGGCUGUAUAAAGUCACAAAGUCACAUUUUGUUUUACCUAUGAACUAGAUUACUCAUAUAGGUUUGACUUAAACAAAGCCAGUGGCCUUUAAGUUCUGACUUCUUUAAAGACUCCAUGAAAUUGAUCGACUAGCGCAGCUUUCUGACCUGUGUUGAUGUAUUUCCUGUUGAAACAUCGAAUGGCUUGUCCCUUUUUUAAAUUGCCAAUAGGCUUUAGAUAAUUCACAGCAAUGAUGAAUGAUUUGCUACUUGCUAAUUGGUUGCAGGUGGUAUAAGGGAGAGGGACAUUCUCAUUCUAGCGAGCAUUUGAUUGGAUGAAAAAUUGUGUAGUGCAAUAUGAGUAAUUUUUCAUCCAUUUUCCCAGAAGAAAAAGACUAUAAAUUAUAAAGGCAUAUAUCUGCUAAAAGUUCAUUUGACCAACUUUUAGGAGUACACAAGCAUAUAAAUGGCUUCAAAGCUAACAGACAUGGAUUAACAGCCAUAAAGCUCCCAUUUUAAUUUCAUGGGGUCUUUAAUUGUGACUUAUAAAGGACAAUCCCAAGGCUCUCUGCUUGGUUCAGUGCUACUUCUAGUAUGUUUCAAAUUAUUCAAGACUUGCAGCCCAGCAUGUCCGGCCAUGUAACUCCUUGUAGCUGAUAAUGUAUUUCUCUAAAUGCAGCUGGGCUCCAUUUUAUCGUAUUGCUCAACAUAGUAUUUUGGGUGCAUGAGCAGCUACCAUGGCACUAUCCUGAGAGGCAACCCAUUAACCUGAGCCAGGCAAGCAUAUAGACACUGAAUCUAACAAUAUUACCUCACCAGACAUUUAGAUAAAUGACUAACUCUACUGAUGACAUCAUAGUGCAGUGAGUGACAAUGUAAUGACGUCAUGUUGUGUGUUCUUUAGUCUUCAUUCUUGACUGGGUGAACAAUGGCAAAUACUUUAUUAGACUAAACAGUAAGGUAGAUCAGUGGUAGGGAUAAUGAAUGCAAUGAGAGUCCUGUUUUAUGUGUGAAUUUCAAAAGCACCUAAGUAAUAGUAAUGGAUUGAGGUUCCCGUACAUGCAUUUCUCUACUAGUUUCAGCAUGUGCCAUUUCUCUAAGUGACUGUUAUAAUGCAUUAUUUAUUUGUAAUGUUAUAUUGCAUCAUUGUCUAUAGAACUACCACCUCAUCUCUAAGCUGGUAUAUUUGUCAGACUUAUAAAAGAAAACGACACACAAAUCCUGUUUACAUGCUCAUUUUAACUAUUUUUUUAAGUUUGGAAAUGAAUAUUUUCAAAGAAUUUGAGCUUUUGAAGAAUAUAUGUAUGAAAAGUAAAAGGUUGUUUGUUGCUGUGUAAAACUGAAAUGAUCAAAUUUGGAUUGCUGUAAUAACAGAUACUGGCUUCCUUUCUUUGAACAAGGCUAACUUGGCUAUAGGUAGAGUUUCAGAACAACUUUGACCAAGAAUACCGUUCAUCAAAGUAAGCUUAAAGGGUUGGUUCAAUAAGGUGAAAAGUCAUUUACUGAUUUUCUUUCUUCUCCUGAACACAAACAAAGAUUUUUAGAAGAAUAUCUCAGCUCUAUAGGUCCAUGCAAUGCAAGUGAAUGGUGACCAGAACUCCAAAAAGGAGAUAAAGUCAGCAUUAAAGUAAUCCAUAAGA
This is a messenger RNA of Myxocyprinus asiaticus (Chinese sucker), 4486 nucleotides long. RefSeq names its product KIT proto-oncogene, receptor tyrosine kinase b (gene kitb). Bases 5 to 2878 code for a protein of 957 amino acids. Gene Ontology annotation, biological process: Kit signaling pathway; positive regulation of cell migration; Fc receptor signaling pathway. The transcript has 21 exons. Gene Ontology annotation, cellular component: signaling receptor complex. The record is from RefSeq and is a predicted model, not a curated record. Gene Ontology annotation, molecular function: cytokine binding; ATP binding; transmembrane receptor protein tyrosine kinase activity. NCBI's taxonomy places the organism in Eukaryota, Metazoa, Chordata, Actinopteri, Cypriniformes, Catostomidae.